AUGGUGGAAGGCUUCAGGACUAAAACGAGUCAGCAGGACCCAGUAGUUGGAAUUUUUGCCUUUGAAGUUGCAAGGGUGAUGUCUAAGCUGGUCCAUCUAUGGGAAUCCCUGAGUCCAAAACAAGUUGAUAGCCUCAUGAAAUAUAUCUCAGGUUUGGUGGGGAUAAAAAAGCUUGUGUCACAGGAUGAGGAUAUCAUUCGAGGUUUCAUACUCAGAGAAUUGUUUGAGGAUAUGAUUCCUUUAACAAAAUAUGUGGCCGGACUUGGCAAGAAUCAUUGUUCUGAUCCUAGGUUAAAGGAUUUUGAGCUUGCUCUUAAUGAUUGGAUCACCAAUGGUGUUGACCAUUUUAAAUGUUCUUAUGAUCUCGAACGUACCUUGAAAGACACCACUGCCACCUUGGAUGGUCCAAGUUUGCUCGAGUUUCACAACAAGGUAGAGCUGAAGCGGCUGGAGGUGGAGAAUUUCAAGGAGGGCUCCUUGUGGAAUGUGACUUUUGAUUAUGUAGGUAUCCUUUUGGCAAGAUCUUUCUUCACAAUUAUCAGUCUUUUCAAGUCUGUUUUUGGAGCUCCUCAACUGAUGGCAGAUGCAGAAGCCAAAGAUUAUUAUCACACAAGUCCUAAUCCAUUAGAUCUCAGCAAGUACGAGCUGUUGGAUGCUCCGUCCGGCACACUUGGUGCUGCUGCCUCAGAACUGCACUAUGCAAAUAUUGUCAUCGAAAUUGAACGUUUACGAGGAUAUCCGUGUCUACACACUUAUGCAGAAUCCAGAAAACAACUGUAUGGUAUGUUGCCAGCAAAUGUGAAAGCUGAGCUAAGUAGAAGGCUGCCCUCCAUCAAGGACAUGACCUCAUCAGUACUUAAAGAUGUUGCAGCAAAGCAGAAGGUGGCAACGGCUGAAAGUUUAGAAUGGUUAGCACCACUUGCUCAUAAUACAAAGAAAAUGCAUUCCAAGAGGCACUGUCAACAUAAGGCAUGUGUUUCCAGGAGCCGGAGCCACUUGCUUCUGGUACAAACUCUAUAUUUUGCAAAUCAACAGAAGACAGAAGGAACGAUUGUGGAACUUCUUGUUGGUUUGCAGUAUAGCUGGCAGUCUGAGGUUGACUCCACACUAGGAGGACUGCCAAGAAAAGCAGCCUCGCUGAUGACCCAAAUGCUAAGGCAAGCCUCGAUCCCAGUUUAA
Argentina anserina (silverweed cinquefoil) is the source of this 1179-nucleotide messenger RNA. Its product is annotated as protein PSK SIMULATOR 1-like. The transcript is spliced from 2 exons. Bases 1 to 1179 code for a protein of 392 amino acids. Gene Ontology annotation, biological process: positive regulation of growth. The record is from RefSeq and is a predicted model, not a curated record. NCBI's taxonomy places the organism in Eukaryota, Viridiplantae, Streptophyta, Magnoliopsida, Rosales, Rosaceae.